UUUGCAAAGCAGUCCCAUGUGAUAUCUGCUAUGCCUAGCAAUGUCAUGGGUUAAAAUUAGAACUGGACUGGCAUUGCAUUUCACUGUCUGUAUCAGAGACAGACAUUAGUAACGCAGACAAGAUUCACAACUUCUCUGCUCUUGCACAGAAAUCAAUGAGUUAUGGGAAAAUCUGUGAAUACAUCUAGUAAUUUAGCUCAUAGGAAUUAUAAUGACGAUGAUGAUGGCAAUUAGUGUGCUAUUCAAAAGUAGAGCCCUAUCACUGCACCGGAAUGAGUAAGAAUCAUGACUGAAAUGGCACCAUGCAUUGGAUCGUUCUCUGCUGUUAAGACACUUUGGGAAGUGAGAAUUCAGAAAAUAAAUGAAGAACUACGGAAGGAGAAGGAAUUCAGACAGAGGGCUAUAGGCAGACUGACACUUGAAUGGGAAGAAAGAGUCAAUUUAGCCAAGCUCAAAGAAAAAGUCAUCACUGAAGCUGGAAGGGUUAUAUUAAAGAUAGAACAAGAAGAAUGGAAGAUGUUACCUUCUUGCUUACUCAAACUGAACCACCUCCAGGAAUGGCAGAUUCACAGAACUAAUUUGGUGAAAAUUCCUGAAUUCAUUGGAAGGUUUCAAAAUCUCAUUGUGCUGGACCUAUCCCGAAAUGCCAUUGAAAAGCUACCAAAAGAGAUUGGCCAGCUACCUAACCUCCAAGAGCUGCUUCUCAGUUAUAAUAAAAUUAAGUCUGUUCCCAAAGAGCUAAGUAACUGCAUCAGCCUGAGAAGACUGGAACUGGCUGUCAACAGGGAUAUCUGUGACCUUCCACUUCAGCUCAGUGAUCUAAAGAAGCUUUACCAUGUAGAUCUGAGUAUGAACCAGUUUACUGCCAUCCCUUCAGCUCUCCUGAACAUGCCAAGUCUAGAAUGGCUAGACAUGGGGAGCAACAAACUUCAGCAACUCCCCGAUACCAUUGACAGAAUGGAGAACCUACAUACUUUAUGGCUCCAACGGAAUGAAAUAACCUAUUUACCAGAAACCAUCAGUAAUAUGAAAAAUCUGAACACUCUUGUUCUCACCAACAACAAACUUCGGGAUAUUCCUGCUUGCAUGCAACAAAUGACAAAUCUCAGAUUUGUCAACUUCAGAGACAACCCACUGGAGCUGCAAGUAAAUCUUCCCCCAUGUGAGAAUCCUGAAGAGGAGGAGGAACAGGAACUAUUUGGUAUUCAGUUUAUGCAUAUGUAUAUUCAAGAGUCACUCAGCAGAGCAGAAAACCUGGAAAACUGUACACCUGUUGCUUCAGCCACCACUAAUAAUAAUGAAUAAAAUAAUUAACCUGCCAAACUGAGCUUUUGUAAUUGGAGAAAAACAAAUUCUACUUCUGAACAGAGAAAAUGCUUUUGUAGGUACAGAAAGACUAAAUUUAUUUUGUAAAAGUACUGGAUCGGUGAAUAAGGUUUUUAAAAUAUCCAGGUGUUUUGUAGAGUUCUGUAUCCUGCUCAUUCCAAAUCUGUCUCCUAUUACAUAGUUGGUUGGAGUACUGAACAUUGACUUGGUUUAGCUGUCAAGAGUACAUUCUCCAAGGAAACAGUAGAAUCUGUAUAGUACUGUAAUUCAGCAUUGUACCCUCUUUGUUGUAAAUAUCUGAUCCGUCCAUGGUCAA
This is a messenger RNA of Pelodiscus sinensis (Chinese soft-shelled turtle), 1642 nucleotides long. It is a transcript of the gene LRRC39, whose product is annotated as leucine rich repeat containing 39. Gene Ontology annotation, molecular function: protein binding. Gene Ontology annotation, cellular component: cytoplasm. NCBI's taxonomy places the organism in Eukaryota, Metazoa, Chordata, Testudines, Trionychidae. The record is from RefSeq and is a predicted model, not a curated record.